GGGCGGGGCGUGGGCUGCGGCGCGGGAGCCGAGCGUCCGGCCGAUCCCAGCCGAGGCCCGAGCCCACCCGAGUGUGCCCGAGCCCGCAGCCCCCGCCCGGGGCGAUGGAGCCGGAGCCCGGCGGGGCGGCCGCUGCGCUCCUGCGGCAGAAGAGGGCGGCGCUGCGGCGCAGGGGGUGCAGCUUCGAGAGUCCCAGCACAGCGCCCCAGCCUCCAGGCCCACUGAUGGAGCCGCUCACCAAAGGGUCCUGUGGGAGUCAGAUGGCACAGACCCUUCUGUGGAAAGCCAAGUCAUCUCUCUCCUUUGGCAUCCAGCCCCUACAGACGUGGCCAACAAAAGACCCUGAACUAGAGUCCCAGGUCAACCUCUCUGUCUCGGAAGACCUAGGCUGUAGACGUGGGGAUUUCAGUAGGAAACAUUAUGGAUCUGUGGAGCUGCUUAUUUCCAGUGAUGCGGAUGGAGCCAUCCAAAGGGCAGGAAGAUUCAGAGUGGAAAAUGGCUCUUCCGAUGAGAAUGCAACCACUCUGCCAGGUACUUGGCGAAGAACAGACGUGCACUUAGAGAACCCAGAGUACCACACCAGAUGGUAUUUCAAGUAUUUCUUAGGACAAGUCCAUCAGAAUUACAUUGGGAACGAUGCAGAGAAGAGUCCCUUCUUCUUGUCUGUGACUCUUUCUGACCAGAACAAUCAGCGUGUCCCUCAAUACCGUGCAAUUCUUUGGAGGAAAACAGGUACCCAGAAAAUAUGCCUUCCCUACAGUCCUACAAAAACACUCUCUGUGAAGUCCAUCUUAAGUGCCAUGAAUCUGGACAAGUUUGAGAAAGGCCCAAGGGAAAUCUUUCAUCCCGAGAUACAAAAGGACUUGCUGGUUCUGGAAGAACAAGAGGGCUCUGUGAACUUCAAGUUUGGAGUUCUUUUUGCCAAAGACGGGCAGCUCACUGAUGAUGAGAUGUUCAGUAAUGAAAUUGGAAGUGACGCUUUUCAAAAAUUUUUAACUCUCCUGGGUGACACCAUCACUCUAAAGGGCUGGACAGGCUACCGUGGCGGUCUGGACACCAAAAAUGACACCACGGGAGUAAAUUCAGUUUAUACUGUAUACCAAGGGCACGAGAUCAUGUUUCACGUUUCUACCAUGUUGCCAUAUUCCAAAGAGAACAAACAACAGGUGGAAAGGAAGCGCCACAUCGGAAACGAUAUUGUCACCAUCGUGUUCCAGGAAGGAGAGGAAUCUUCUCCUGCCUUUAAGCCUUCCAUGAUCCGCUCCCAUUUUACACAUAUUUUUGCCUUAGUGAGGUAUGACCAGCAAAAUGAUAAUUAUAGGUUGAAAAUAUUUUCAGAAGAAAGUGUGCCGCUGUUUGGCCCACCCUUGCCAUCCCCACCGGUGUUUACAGACCACCAGGAAUUCAGGGACUUUUUGCUAGUGAAAUUAAUUAAUGGUGAAAAAGCCACUUUGGAAACCCCAACCUUUGCCCAGAAACGCCGGCGUACUCUGGACAUGUUGAUUCGUUCUUUAUACCAGGAUUUGAUGCCAGAUUUGCACAAGAACAUGCUUAAUAGACGGUCUUUUAGUGAUGUCUUACCUGAAUCACCCAAGUCUGCACGGAAGAAAGAGGAGGCCCGCCAGGCAGAGUUUGUACGAGUGGGGCAGGCACUCAAACUGAAGUCCAUUGUGAGAGGGGACGCCCCAUCAAGCUUGGCAGCUUCAGGGAUCUGUAAAAAGGAGCCGUGGGAGCCCCAGUGUUUCUGCAGCAGUUUCCCUCACGAAGCCGUGUGUGCAGAUCCCUGGGGCCAGGCCCUGCUGGUUUCCACUGAUGCUGGCGUCUUGCUAGUGGAUGAUGAACUUCCAUCAAUGCCCGUGUUUGACAGAACGCUGCCUGUGAAGCAGAUGCACGUGCUUGAGACUCUGGACCUUCUCGUUCUCAGAGCAGACAAAGGGAAAGAUGCCCGCCUCUUCGUCUUCAGGCUGAGCACUGUGCAGAAAGGCCUUGAGGGGAGGCAAGCUGGGAGGAGCAGGUCUGACUGCCGAGAAAACAAGCUGGAGAAAACCAAAGGCUGCCACCUGUAUGCUAUUAACACUCACCACAGCAGAGAGCUGAGAAUCGUGGUUGCCAUUCGGAAUAAGCUGCUUCUGAUCACAAGGAAACACACCAAGCCGAGUGGGGUAACCAGCGCCGCACUGCUGUCUCCCCUGUCAGAGUCUCCUGUUGAAGAAUUCCAGUACAUCAGGGAGAUCUGCCUGUCUGACUGCCCUUCAGUGAUGACCUUAGUGGACGGGCCAACAGAAGAGAGUGACAACCUGGUCUGCGUGGCUUACCGGCACCAGUUCGAUGUGGUGAAUGAGAGCACAGGGGAGGUCUUCAGGCUGCAUCACGUGGAAGCCAGCAGGGUUAAUUUCGUUGCAGCUAUUGAUGUGUAUGAAGACGGAGAAGCCGGCCUGCUACUGUGCUACAACUACAGUUGCAUCUAUAAAAAGGUGUGCCCCUUUAAUGGUGGCUCCUUUCUGGUUCAACCCUCUGCGUCAGAUUUCCAGUUCUGUUGGAACCAGGCUCCCUAUGCAGUUGUGUGCGCCUUCCCAUACCUCCUGGCCUUUACCACCGACUCCAUGGAGAUCCGCCUGGUGGUGAACGGGAACCUGGUCCACACGGCCGUGGUGCCGCAGCUGCAGCUUGUGGCCUCCAGGUCGGACAUAUACUUCACAGCGGCCGCAGCUGCGCCCGAGAUUUCAUCUGGAGGCAGCUCCAAGGGGGCCAGUGCCCACAGUUCUCCUCAGACACCCCCAGGCCGAGACACUCCAGUCUUUCCUUCUUCCCUGGGGGAAGGUGAAAUUCAGUCUAAAAAUCUGUACAAGAUCCCACUUAGAAACCUUGUGGGCAGAAGCAUCGAACGACCCCUGAAAUCGCCCCUGGUCUCCAAGGUCAUCACCCCGCCCACUUCCAUAGGCCUUGGCAUUGCUGCCAUUCCUGUCACACACUCUUUGUCCCUGUCUCGAAUGGAGAUUAAAGAAAUAGCAAGCAGGACCCGAAGGGAACUGCUAGGCCUCUGCGACGAAGGAGGGCCCAGGUCAGAAGGAACACCAAGGGCCAAAUCAAAAGCCCGGAAGCGGUUAGAAGAAAGCCAAGGAGGCGCCAAAGCAGAGACCGUGAGAUCAACUAGCAAUGACAGAAUCCCAUCAGGCAUCUUGGAAAGUCCUUGGACUUUGGAAGCCAAUCCCGACAGGCAUUUCCACUCGGCAAGCUCAGACCAAGAUGCUGUGGUAGACAGAGAGGGCGACCCUGCCUCGGCCAGCAGCCUCUUCCAGCUCAUAGCUUCCUCUGAUGAAGACGUUAUUGACUUGAAGUAGAGUCCACACUUCAUCUGCAUCCUUAGUUUUCUUAUGGAAGUUUAUACUCUUUAAGCAGUUUUAACAUCAUCUCUCAACAAAAUGUGGCUCUCAGCCUGUCAGUGAUCUAUUGGACCAAACCUUGUGUACCCUUGGCCAGUUUGGGUCACUCUCCAGUGUCCGGUGCCAUCUUUCCUGACCUUUGUUUUUUUUUCCGUUAAGGAACCAUCAGUUUCCUUGUAAUAAAGGUGGUAGAUUUCAUUGAAGUUUUAGAUCAAAACUUUGAAUAAAUCAAAAAUCUUCAUUCUUA
Molecule: messenger RNA, 3630 nt
Organism: Dipodomys spectabilis (banner-tailed kangaroo rat)
Lineage: Eukaryota; Metazoa; Chordata; Mammalia; Rodentia; Heteromyidae
Gene: Garnl3
Product: GTPase activating Rap/RanGAP domain like 3
Exons: 30
Coding region: 105-3341 (1078 amino acids)
Biological process (GO): activation of GTPase activity; regulation of small GTPase mediated signal transduction
Cellular component (GO): cytoplasm
Molecular function (GO): GTPase activator activity
Source: RefSeq, a predicted model, not a curated record